AUGGUCAAUCCUAACAAGAAGAGACAGAAUGAGCAUACCAAUGGUGAUCUGAAAAAGAAGAAUAAGAAAAGCAAGAAGUCUAAAGUCACUGUGAAAGAGGAACUCAAUACUGAAAUACAACUGACUGAACGUACUUCUCCUACUAUGGCAGAGAAGCUUGUCGUUGAAGUGCUCCCCAAGGAAUCUGUUACCUCUGCUCCAUCUGGUGAACGCCCACAAGGCACUAACAUGGUACAAAAAGCUGUUUCUAAUCAAUUGGUAAUCCGUGGUGAGAACCUACCUCCUCUCCCACCCGUUUCAAGCUUGCUCUUGCUUACCCCAGGUUUAGAGGCUAACAGGUUUGAUCCUUUUUAUCAAACGGUUAACUCUUACGUCCAAAAUGCGCUUCCUUCUCUCGUGCCUAACGAUAGUCUCCCUAAAGAAAGUAUAAAACGCGAAGGUGUAACUACUCCAGUUAUCAGACAGGCCAUGGAUCUAAACGCUCAACCUCUUAAGCCAGUAAUUCCUUACUACUUCCACCAUGAGCAAUUCGGCAUUGAAGCCUGUAUGCACCAAUUGCAACAGCAGAGAAAGAAAGCCGGUACCCUCAUCAACUAUACCAAUACUGUUCCCGAUGGCACAGGCUGUUACUAUUAUGUUUGA
Molecule: messenger RNA, 642 nt
Organism: Mucor velutinosus
Lineage: Eukaryota; Fungi; Mucoromycota; Mucoromycetes; Mucorales; Mucoraceae
Exons: 1
Coding region: 1-642 (213 amino acids)
Source: RefSeq, a predicted model, not a curated record